This is a messenger RNA of Fundulus heteroclitus (mummichog), 1051 nucleotides long. RefSeq names its product zinc finger, CCHC domain containing 10 (gene zcchc10). The record is from RefSeq and is a predicted model, not a curated record. NCBI's taxonomy places the organism in Eukaryota, Metazoa, Chordata, Actinopteri, Cyprinodontiformes, Fundulidae. Bases 82 to 546 code for a protein of 154 amino acids. Gene Ontology annotation, molecular function: nucleic acid binding; zinc ion binding. The transcript is spliced from 5 exons.
CGACAAGACAAUGUAAAGGAGGGCGCUGUUGCUUCUCUACACCUUAACGACAGCAACGAAGAAGGGGGUAGACUGGGCAACAUGGCGACUCCCAUGCACAGGAUAAUUGCGAGAAGACAAGCGGAGGCAAACAAGCAACAUGUGCGAUGCCAGAAGUGCUUGGAGAUGGGCCACUGGACGUAUGAGUGCACAGGAAAGCGGAAAUAUUUGCACAGGCCAUCAAGAACCGUUGAGCUGAAGAAAAAGCUGAAGGAAAAUGAAAACAAACCGCUCAGCAUCACAGGACCAGGAGGAGAAAGCUCCAGUGAAAAGAAAAGUAAAAAGAAGGCAAAAGACUCGAGCGACGACAGCAGCAACGACUCCGACGACUCGUCCAGUGACUCAUCGUCAGACAGCAGCGACUCCUCCAGCUCCUCUUCAGAGGACAGCGACAGCUCUUCCUCCUCCUCCUCCUCUUCCUCCUCCUCAUCCUCAGACAGCUCAGACUCGGGAAGCAGCAGCGAUUCAGACGAAGGGCCUCCGAAGAAGAGGAAAAAGAAGAAAUGAGCAUGUCGGUAAUAAAGGAGGGCUUUCGUUACGUUACUCUGUGUUUCAAAUAAACGCUUUUUUUUUCUUUUCUUUUUUCUAAGGCCGAUCACAGCUGGUUGAAAAAAGAUCUAGGACGGCUUUACAGGUGUGCUGUUAAGGAAGGCAUGAUAGUUUAGAGCUGUGUUUUCUUCUGUGUUAAACUCCUCUCCUCCGCUCCCUUUGCAGCAGUGACGUUUUCUAAUAUUUUGAUUUUUUUCUUUUUCUUUUCUAGCAAUACAAUACAACAUGUCAAGAGAAACACAAAACUGUUUGAGUUAAGCCUAUGAUUUUUGUAAUUUGUUGUGCAUUUAGUUGCGCCGGAACUGUGCAGGCAAACUUGCCCCAUAAUCUCCAGCUGAACGUGCCAGCUGAUGAAAUAAAUUGUAAGAUUGUAAAGUACGUGGAACAAAAUAGAAAUUUUUGUUAUAAAGUUGUUUUUACUCACUAAUAAAUAAACUUUGCUUGUUAUUGUUUUGGUUUGUUA